Molecule: messenger RNA, 2193 nt
Organism: Strongyloides ratti
Lineage: Eukaryota; Metazoa; Nematoda; Chromadorea; Rhabditida; Strongyloididae
Exons: 1
Coding region: 1-2193 (730 amino acids)
Source: RefSeq, a predicted model, not a curated record
AUGAGAUUGAUUUCUCUACAUUUAUUAGUAUAUAGCUUAAUUUUUAGUAUAUGUACCAUUAAAUUAUCAUAUGCAAAUACUAAUGGUUGGGGAGAAUAUAGUUGCGAUUCAAGUAUACAAGAAAAUAGGGUAUAUGUUAUGGUAGAUUAUAAUAUAGUACCAAGUUCAAAAAAAGAAAAUACUUUUUUUACAAUAAAAGAAGAUGAUGCUCCUAUUCAUGGAGAAUUUGUUGUACAUUCUAUUCAAAAUAGUGUUAAUUUAAAAAUUACAAAACUUAAAAAGAUUCUUAUACCAUUAAAAAAUUUAUAUCACAAACAACAAAGUAGUUAUGAAUCUUUUGGAAAUAAUAUUUAUUUUUUAAUUUGUCCAAAAAAAGCUGCUAGUAAUUCACAUUUUACAUUUAAUAAACCAUAUGAACAAAUGCCAUUAACACAAAAUAAAAUAGGAUUUAAAUGUUCAUUAUUAAGUUGUAAUAUUGGUUUAUAUCCACAAGGUGAUCAACAUAUGAGUACAAGUGAAAAAAUAAUGAAUGGUGGAGUAGUUGAACAAGGUUUAUUUAUUGGAUUUAAAGAUAAUCCAACUGAAAAUUUUAAUUAUAUUCUUUUUUAUGGUGGAACAAAAACAGCUGGAUAUGAUAAAACAGUUCUCGUUGCUUGCCCAUAUAAAAAUUGGGUAUCAAGAUAUACUUAUGCUACAUUUAAACCAGAUAGUUUAAUUUUAGAUCACUAUCCAAAAAUUCCAGAUGAUUAUGAUAGACAUAUUUUAGUACCAGCUCAUAGAUUAAGAUAUAUUCCACGUCAAAUAGGUGUUAAAAAUAGAUUAACUUUUACAUGUGGUUAUUUAGAACAAGACAAAAAUAUUACACAAUCUGGUCCUAUAAGAAUUGGUUAUGAAUUUGAUAAAAAUGAUAAUUAUCUUAUUGAUUAUUUUCAAAUAAAAUCUGAUAAAUUUUAUUGUGGUAACAUUGAUAUAACAAAUUAUUAUCUUUUUUCUUAUAUUUAUAAAGCUGAUAUUCAUUAUUCUGAUCAAGGAGAAAUAGAAUAUAUAACAAAAUUAAAUGAACACAAAUUUUAUUAUAAACAAGUAAUUUAUGCUUAUGACAAAGAUUGGAUUUUAAAUAAAUUUAAAAAUAAUAAGGAAAAAUUUUUUGAUAAUGAUUAUGACUUACCAAUAUUUGAAACUAAAUGUGUUGCCAAACAUGGAACUGAAGUUGGUAAAUUAGGAUUAACAGUUGAUAAAAUACCUCAAUAUCCAAAAUAUAAAGUUGUUAAAAAAGAUGAUCCUGAAAAAGAAACAUAUACAAUUGAUUUAGAUGCAAAUAAAGACAAAGAAAUAUCUUGUAAAGUCAUUUUAUUUAAAAAUAAAGAUCCCCGUUAUUCAGAUUUUUAUGAAAAAGCAUUUUCUACACGUAUACAAAAAAUUUUAGAUGUUAAUGAUCAAACAUAUUCUGGUGAACUUGUUAAAAGUAUAAAAAUUACAGGAGAUCCAAAUAAAGAUAUUGGAAAAUAUAAAUGUAUUCUAUAUAAUGUAACUAUUCUUGAUAUAGUUGAUAGUGAAUUUUAUGUGUUAGCAAAAAGCUUAUCUAAUCAAACAACAACAGUAGAUGAAUCAAUGUCAAAUAAGGAUAUGUAUAAAUGUGAUUUAGUAGACAAGAAUAAACAAUUUUUGAUUAAAAUGACUGUUACAAUACCAAACAAAAAACCAAUAUUUUUUGAAAGAGAUACUAAAAUUAUUAAUUAUAUUAAUAAAAAUUUUAAAGAAAGAUUUGAUCAUGUUGUAUAUCAUCCAGAUGAUGAAAAAGACUAUAGAACAGAUACAAAUGUCAAAUGUAUCUACCUUGAUCCUAAUACCAAAAAAGAAACAGAGGUUCAAAAAAAUAUUAAAGUUGCUGAAAAAAAAAAAAAAAAAGAAACUAAAGGUUUAAGUAAAACAGUAAUUAUAUCAAUAAUUUGUGGUUCUAUCUUUGCUGUAAUAGUUUUAAUUGGUGUAGUAAUAUGUUUGAUUGUAGUAAAAAAAAAUGAAAAGAAAAAACAAAUGUUGAUAUCUCAAAAUUCGGGUACAUCAUCAAUGUCUAAAUCACAUUCAUCUGUACGUGGAAGUUCUAAAUCAAAGAGUAAAAGAACAAAGGGUAAUUCAAGGAAAAAAUCACGAACUAAAUCAAAAAGUGUUGUAUCCAAAAAUUGUAAAUCUUAA